Caenorhabditis briggsae is the source of this 300-nucleotide messenger RNA. Lineage: Eukaryota; Metazoa; Nematoda; Chromadorea; Rhabditida; Rhabditidae. The transcript is spliced from 3 exons. The coding region runs from base 1 to 300 and encodes 99 amino acids. The record is from RefSeq and is a predicted model, not a curated record.
AUGGAAAUUUAUUUUAAAAAGAAUAAAUAUUUGAAUGAUGGAAAGUUGGAUCCAAGAGAAGAAUUAAGAAGUUUCGGAGAGGACAAGAACUCUCGAGCAAAUCUCGAAGCAGCAUUAAGAGCUCUCAACGAAAUGGAUGCUCUGAAAAUGCAACUGCUCCUCAGCCGUCCACGUCUUUCUCUACCACUGCUUCCACAUCUCAAAUUGCUUCCGGAGAUGGCAGAACACGUUGUCGGAAGCGUGAAGCUACCCCACAUCCAAAAGAAGCGGAUAAGAGAUCUCGAAAUUAGACUUUUUUGA